UUUUUAUGGUAAAGGUAUUUGAAACAUUUGAAAUGUAUGAAGUGGAUCAUUUAAAAUAUUCAGCUUAUAUAUGCGGAAUUUAAGUAGAUGUUAUCAUACUGAAUAUAUUACUAACGGUUAAAGUGUAUGGAAUAAAAGAUAGAACGAGAACUAUAGUUAAGUCCUGUGCUAACAGACAUUAACUUUAAUCAUGGAAUUAAAGCCUUCAGAAAUAUAUUAUUCCCAGGAUUCCAUAAACAAUGUAUUUGACAAAAGAAGUCAACAUAGCUACAAACUCAUUGGAGAAACUUUGGAUGAUAUCUGUGAAGAGAGAUGCAGCGUCUUGUCAAUACCUCCAAUUACCGUGAAGUCAGUACGCGGAAAAUGGAUAACAGCGGACAACCGCCGACUGUGGGUGUUGAAACACCUAGAGCGUCUCGGGAAAAUAGAAACGAUCAACGUGCAUAUAACCGGAUACAUACCACCUAGGAAAAUGACGUCAAAAAACGGUGGAGUUUCAAUUAAAGUGAGAGGACACGUAGGUGGGCGGUGGUUUUCAGAACCCACUAAGCUAACUGCGUCAACACUAGAGGUACAGAAGAAAAACACACUAGUGUGCGCGCCUUGUGAAACAAACCAUAAUCAGCCUUUUGUGACCGAAAAGGUCAGAGAUAUCGACAGUCACAACAUAAAAUAUGUAAGACAAUAUGAUAACCCUGAUCCCAAUGAUUACCCUGAUGCAAAUGAUUACCCUGAUGCCAAUGAUUACCCUAAUGCUAAUGAUUACCCUGAUCCCAAUGAUUUCCCUGAUCCUAAUGAUUACCCUGAUCCCAAUUAUUACCCUGAUGCCAAUGAUUACCCUGAUCCCGAUGAUUACACUGAUACAAAUGAAAACCCUGAUGCCAAUGAUUACCCUGAUCCCAAUAAUUACCCUUAUCCUAAUGAUUACCCUGAUGCCAAUGAUUAUCCUGAUGCAAAUUAUUACCCUGAUCCCAAUGAUUACCCUGAUGCCAAUUAUUACCCUAAUCCCAAUGAUUACCCUGAGCCCAAUGAUUAUCCUGAUGCAAAUGAUUACCCUGAUGCUUAUGAUUACCCUGAUCCCAAUGAUUACCCUGAUCCCAAUGAUUACCCUGAUGCUAAUGGUUACCCUGAUCCCAAUGAUUACCCUGAUGCAAAUGAUUACCCUGAUGCUUAUGAUUAUCCUGAUCCCAAUGAUUACCCUUAUGCCAAUGAUUACCCUGAUCUCUAUGAUUACCCUGAUGCUAAUGGUUACCCUGAUCCAAAUGAUUACCCUGAUCCCAAUGAUAACCCUGAUCCCUAUGAUUACCCUGAUGCCAAUGAUUAUCCUGAUGCAAAUUAUUACCCUGAUCCCAAUGAUUACCCUGAUGCCAAUGAUUACCCUGAUCCCAAUGAUUACCCUGAGCCCAAUGAUUAUCCUGAUGCAAAUGAUUACCAUGAUGCGUAUGAUUACCCUGAUCCCAAUGAUUACCCUGAUCCCAAUGAUUACCCUGAUCCCAAUGAUUACCCUGAUGCUAAUGGUUACCCUGAUCCCAAUGAUUACCCUGAUGCAAAUGAUUACCCUGAUCUCUAUGAUUACCCUGAUGCUAAUGGUUACCCUGAUCCAAAUGAUUACCAUGAUCCCAAUGAUAACCCUGAUCCCUAUGAUUACCCUGAUGCCAAUGAUUACGCGGAUCUCAAUGAUUACCCUGAUCCCAUUGAUUACACUGAUUUCAAUGAUUACCCUGAUCCCAAUGAUUAUCCUGAUCCCAAUGAUAACCCUGAUCCCAAUGAUGAUCCUGAUGCAAAUGAUUAUCCUGAUGCUUAUGAUUACCAUGAUCCCAAUGAUUACCCUGAUGCCAAUGAUUACCCUGAUCCCAAUGAUUACCCUGAUGCUAAUGGUUACCCUGAUCCCAAUGAUUACCCUGAUCUCUAUGAUUACCCUGAUGCUUAUGAUUACCCUGAUCCCAAUGAUUACCCUUAUGCCAAUGAUUAACCUGAUGCUUAUGAUUACCCUGAUCCCAAUGAUUACCCUUAUGCCAAUGAUUACCCUGAUCUCUAUGAUUACCCUGAUGCUAAUGGUUACCCUGAUCCAAAUGAUUAUUCUGAUGCAAAUGAUUACCCUGAUCCCAUUGA
Molecule: messenger RNA, 2112 nt
Organism: Mya arenaria
Lineage: Eukaryota; Metazoa; Mollusca; Bivalvia; Myida; Myidae
Product: cell surface glycoprotein 1-like
Exons: 2
Coding region: 191-1972 (593 amino acids)
Source: RefSeq, a predicted model, not a curated record